Seminavis robusta is the source of this 552-nucleotide messenger RNA. The record is from the annotation of a GenBank genome assembly. NCBI's taxonomy places the organism in Eukaryota, Bacillariophyta, Bacillariophyceae, Naviculales, Naviculaceae.
AUGGAGGCUAACUCCAUUGCAGCACAGGCUGCCAACACAGCCAAACAGAUGGCUGAAGGAAAAAACAAACGCCAAUACGACAAGACUCGAGGCGACAGAGAUGCUCCUGGCGGCAGAAGCAACCGCUCCAGGAACCAAAAUGGCCGCAAUAACAAACGCAGCAAUGGCACAAGCAACGGCAACGGCAACAAAACUAACCAGGACAAGAACUGGUGUAACCAUAGCCGUUGCAAAAACCUUCAGACCAAGCACCUCUGGAAGAAUUGCUUCUGGAACCCAAACAACCCACGCAACAAGCUUGGUUCCGACCAAGGCAAUGAUGCCAACAAAAAAACAAAAACAAGCCACAAUGGCUGCAUUGCCAUGCAGGUCGAUGACGACACUGGCACUGCAUUUAAGGAAGGACCUGCUCCCAGAGCAUAUGAUCCCGAGUUCAAAUGCCUCCCAAUGCACGAACGCUUUGCAUGGUUGGCCACCAAAGACAUGCUCGACCAAUCCCAAGUCCAACACCUUUGGAUGCGGGCCGAACUCAAACGAAUUGCCCAGGACUGA